AUGCGUUUUGACCAUUGCUAUGUCACCAACAGUAUCUGCACACCGUCUCGAGCUGCCAUUCUCUGCGGUACACACAACCACGUCAAUGGAGUGAUGACGCUCGACUCUAAAAUCAACAAAAGGCUGCCCAAUGUUGCUAAACAGCUAAAGUCAGGUCCUGCGGCCUACCAAACAGCGAUGGUGGGCAAGUGGCAUCUUGGCGAGGGCGAGGACCACGAACCCACUGGCUUUGACUACUGGAGCGUUGUACCUGGCCAAGGUGAAUACUGGGACCCUCAGUUCAUUGAACCCUCUGGCACGACUCGAGUUCCCGGAUACGCGACCGAUAUCAUCACAGAUAAAUGCAUAGACUGGAUGGAAAAGCGUGACAAGUCACGACCAUUCUUUCUCAUGUGUCAUCAUAAAGCCCCGCAUCGAUCUUGGGAGUACGAUCAGAAACAUAAAGACCUCUACAAGGACCCAGUUCGGCUGCCCGAUACCUUCACCGAUGACUAUAAAAACCGCGCCAAUGCUGCCAAAGUGGCCAAGAUGAAAGUCGCAGAAGACUUGACCUACACCGACCUGGGCAUUGUGCAACCAGAAGGUCCUAGAAGUCAGACCGGCGAAAAGAUGAUUGACGUUUGGUGGUGGAAUGACCGCAAGAUCCCUGCGCCUGACGACGUCACGGGGUUGAGACUUAUCUGCAAGGAGACAGCUCAAGUGUUUACCUUCAAAACCAAGCAAGAGCUCGCAGAGUGGAAGUUCCAACGCUACAUGCAGAGGUACCUUCGGACUAUCCAAAGCAUUGAUGACAAUGUUGGCCGUAUGCUUGAUUGGCUUGACAAAGAAGGCCUUGCAGAGGAUACAAUUGUUGUCUACACAUCAGACCAAGGCUUCUUCCUCGGUGAGCAUGGCUGGUUCGAUAAGAGAUUCAUGUAUGAGGAGAGCUUCCAGAUGCCUUUCAUGAUCCGUUAUCCACGAGAAAUUACCCCCAAGUCGGUAUGUGGUGAUAUUAUCUGCAAUGUCGAUUUCGCACCUACGUUUCUCGACUUUGCAAACACCCGCAUCCCUACAUACAUGCAGGGUGUAUCUUUCCGGUCACUUGUUCAAGGCAAGACACCAUCAGACUGGCAACAAGUUGCGUACCAUCGCUACUGGAUGCACCGAGAUGUCAUUCAUGAAGCAUAUGCCCACUACGGUGUUCGUGAUCAGCGGUACAAACUGAUAUACUGGUACAAUGAGGGCUUUGGCCUAGAAGGUACAAGAGAGGGAGGUCAAGAGAGAGAAUGGGAGCUAUUUGACUGCCAGGAAGACCCACUGGAACUGUUCAAUUGUUACAAGGACCCUGAAUAUGUUGAUGUUGUUCGACGGAUGACGCAGAUGUUGGAGGAUAAGAUGGCGGAGAUUGGAGAUGAGCCAGUCCACAAACUACUUGGCUCCGUGUGA
Molecule: messenger RNA, 1425 nt
Organism: Fusarium graminearum PH-1
Lineage: Eukaryota; Fungi; Ascomycota; Sordariomycetes; Hypocreales; Nectriaceae
Exons: 1
Coding region: 1-1425 (474 amino acids)
Source: RefSeq, a predicted model, not a curated record